AUGGGAGCUGCCUGGCAGCGUCCGACGGUGGGCGACUUCGUAUUGGUCAGCGGGCACGGCGACCUGUCGCGCUCGCGGCGCUGGGGGCAGCUCUUUGCGGAUGAUGGGGAGCAGGACAGGCCCUUCUUGGUGAGAUUUCACGAUGGUUUGGAGCCUGAGCUUUCCUGGUGCGAUCUGGAGCGGGUUCGGACCGUGGACAAGGCUUUGGAAGACGCUUCGGACCAGGAAGAGGAGUAUCAAUGCCCCAUUUGCUUCACGCCCUUCGAAGAGGACUCGCAGAUAGUGACGCCCUGUGGCCACUGCUUCUGUCGUUCCUGCAUUGAAAACGCGCUGGCGGCGUGCCAGACCGGAGAUCCCACGGAGAGACCGUGUCCCCUUUGUCGUCAAACCGUAAGCCUCUUCGCGCUCAAAAUGGUGCGGACUGGCCAGAGGAUUCAUUUCCUCAGCGACGACCUGUCGUGCCUCAACGGCAGCGUCUUCGUGUUGCGGAGCCAUAGUGAGGUGGGCUUUGCAUCCUUUCACUUUGAAGAUGGGAACGCAUACAUCAGUCAUAGUUCGGCGCGCUGCCCCUUUGCUGGGCUGGUCUUGGACAAUGGAAGCCUUCCACCAGACAAGAAGUUUUUCGAGAAGACCUUCUGGCACCAAGGCAGCCGCACCUUCCACGGGGAGCUCAUCUGGUCCCCGUGCACCUGGUACGGCUCGGAGCGCUGGCGAAUCGUGAUGCAGUUCUCCGAGGAUCUGGCGUUCGUGACCACCGGUGUCAUGAAGCUCCGGAGCCAUCGCCAUGCUUGUCUGCUGGAUGGCGUGUGGCGCGUGGAGUGGGGCAACGAGAAAGCGCCGGAUCUGAUCCGUGUACAGGGCGGCAUGUGGGAGCACAGGGGCAUGCGCUACUGGCUGAACCUUACAGACCCCGCGAAGCCGUGCUUCGUGUGGCGCGGCCUGGGGGUGACGCAAUGGUGCGAACUGCCCGAGGCGCCCCUGGAAGACGGCCAGUCCUUGCUGUGGGUGACGGACGACCCCAAACAUCCACACAUCAUCUGGAAACGUUUGCGCGGACCUUACGACAGAUAUGACAGGAUUGUUUUCUACAAGCUCUUGGGCCCCAACGGCUUUGAGUAUGUCAGGCAUCAUGAGCUCCGGCUACAAGAGAUGUCUUUCAGAAAGGGACAACUCUUCGGCAACAGCUACCUCCACGCCUCGAAGUUGGGAGUGGAGAGCUACCACUUCGAGGAACUCCGGGACGAUCAGGUGGCUCGCGGCUACAUUUCUUACGAGUCCAUGCCGGCGGAAACUCCCGGCAUGGACACGGGUGCGCCGGUGCCCUAUCGCGUGCCCUUCGAAAAGACCCAUUGGGAUGAGGAGAGCCGUUGCUUCACUGCAGAGGUGGACUACUUGCGCCACUAUGGGUCCACCUGGCAAGGGGUGGCCACAGUCACCUACAGGAUGGUCUUCGACCCCGAGUUCCUCUACAUCCAGUCCGGCUCGGUGAAGUGUCUGAACCCCGCCGCCGGCACUGCCCCGGCGCCGGUGGCUGAGGAGAAGCACUUCGGUAAGGAUUUGGUCUACAUUAACGCCGAUGCCGGGCGGUACCUCCGUAGUCAGGCAGACAAUGGGCGCAAGCCCACACUGCAAAACGUCUCACCGCAGAUUCAAAGAUCUCUGCAAGAAGCGUUGGAUGCUGCCAAUAAGCGAAAUGACAGGUAA
Molecule: messenger RNA, 1704 nt
Organism: Cladocopium goreaui
Lineage: Eukaryota; Dinophyceae; Suessiales; Symbiodiniaceae
Source: the annotation of a GenBank genome assembly